Molecule: messenger RNA, 1554 nt
Organism: Penicillium bovifimosum
Lineage: Eukaryota; Fungi; Ascomycota; Eurotiomycetes; Eurotiales; Aspergillaceae
Product: carboxylic acid transport protein
Exons: 4
Coding region: 1-1554 (517 amino acids)
Biological process (GO): transmembrane transport; carboxylic acid transport
Cellular component (GO): plasma membrane
Molecular function (GO): carboxylic acid transmembrane transporter activity
Source: RefSeq, a predicted model, not a curated record
AUGGCAGCAGCUCCCAAUGAAAGGGCAGACCCUAUUCCCAAGGGUACCUUCGCUACUGCUCGUCAGGCCAUUGGAGAUCUCUUCAUCUGGAAACAGCGUGUCGAGGUUACUAAUGAGGCCGGGGAGUCUUACGCCGAAUGGCAGGCUCCAGAACCUAUUAAGAACCCCAUCAGCUUGUUCGCGCAACUCUCGCUGCGAGACUGGGUGUUCUUCUUGGUUGGUCUCAUCGCAUGGACCGCCGAUGCAUUCGAUUUCCAUGCCCUCUCUAUCCAGACAGUGAAGCUGGCAAAGUACUAUGACAGGAGCAAGACGGACAUCUCAACUGCCAUUACUCUCACCUUGCUGCUGAGAAGUGUGGGAGCCGCAGCCUUUGGUCUCGCUGGUGACAAGUAUGGCCGUAAAUGGCCCAUGGUGAUCAACAUGCUCGUUCUGGGGGUCUUGCAAAUCGCCACCAUUUACAGUAAGACCUUCCAACAGUUCUUGGCUGUGCGGAGUCUGUUUGGCCUUUUCAUGGGUGGCGUUUAUGGGAACGCCAUGGCGAUGGCAUUGGAGCACUGCCCGAUCAACGCGAGAGGACUCAUGUCUGGAAUCCUUCAGCAGGGUUACUCACUUGGGUUUGUAUUUGCGGCAUGUGCCAACCUCGGCGUUGGUGAUUCAACCGAGAGCUGGAAGACCGUGUUUUGGAUUGCAGCCGGUAUCUCCAUUGGUGUCGGUUUCAUUCGCAUUUGCUUCCCCGAGUCACGAACCUUCAUCGAAGCCAAGAAAGCAGGCAAGCGAACAAUGAAGGCAGGCGAGUUCUGGCGUGAAACAAGAACCAUGUUGGCCAAGGAGUGGCGCCUGUGCGUCUACUGUGUCGUUCUCAUGACUUGGUUCAACUACUACUCCCACACAUCGCAAGACUCGUACACCACAUUCAUGCUCACGACAAAGGAGCUUGAUAACUCCAGCGCCUCGCGUGCUUCCAUUCUGAUGAAGACCGGAGCCUGCGUCGGUGGAACCAUCAUCGGUUACCUGUCGCAGUUCUUCGGUCGUCGUCGCGCAAUCAUCGUCUCUGCCUUCAUCUCGGGAGUCCUCAUCCCCGCAUGGAUUCUCCCCGAGGGCGAGAGAUCCCUGAGCGUGACUGGAUUCUUCAUGCAAUUCUUCGUCCAGGGAGCUUGGGGUAUCAUUCCUGUCCACCUGAACGAGCUGUCUCCCCCUGCGUUCCGUUCUUCGUUCGCAGGUCUGACAUACCAGAUCGGUAACAUGAUCUCCUCGCCGUCCUCGCAGAUCGUGAAUGCCAUCUCCGAGUCCACUUCCAUCACCAGCAAGUCUGGUCACCGUGUUGAUGCGUAUGGGCCUGUGAUGGGUGUUGCCACUGCCAUUAUCGCUGUCGGUAUCAUGAUCACUACCGCUGUUGGCCCUGAGAAGCGUGGUCGCCGCUUUGAAAGUGUUAUUGCUGGAGUUGAUGGGGCUGCCAAUGCCAAAGCAAUGGACUUGGAAACUGGUGAUGUGGAUGAUACCAAGGCGAGAGAUCAGACCAUUGAAUUGGCGGAUCAGAAGAAGGCGUAUGCCUAG